AUGCCAGCAGAGUGUGCGGUAAUUUUUGAAGAGGCAGAAGAGAAUCUAAGUAUAAUUAAAAGCAAGUUUUCGUCAACGUUGUCAAACAAAAAUAAGUCUCGAGUUUGGGAAGAAAUCACCACCAAAGUGAAUGCCAUCGGUGUAUGUAAAAGAAGUGUUGUGGAGGUGAAAGAAAAGUGGAGGGGUAUGGUCAGUUCAGCCAGGAAAGAACACAGCAAACACGCUGUGUCACGAAGCAAGACUGGGGGAGGAAGAAAACCAGACUCCCCAAAAGGAACAACAGUGAAGAUAAUUCAGUUGUUUGAGGACGACCCUUCGUUUAGCGGCAUUUCCGGUGGGAUAGAUUCAGGUAAAUCACUGCUUUGCUAGAAAUUCUAUAACUUUUAAUAGCAGUAUAUCUACGGUAUGAAGCUGUCUGUAUUUCAAAGGUACACGAGCGAAACGAUAAAUCACUUUAAGUAGCUAUGUUUCGCCUGAAAGGCGUUUGCGUUGAAUUCUAGUUGGUAACUUUUUCGCCUUCACUAAUAUAUAGAUUUAGCCAGGGCUAAAAGCGAGGCUCCCAUUAAUAAAUUUAUAAUUUAAAUUAAACAAUAAACUUGUAUUCGAAUUCCACAAUUAAUUCCACAAUUAACUUUAGAGCACAUUUAUGUCACUUUUGAGGGAAAGGCUACCAGAUUUUAGAGAAAAAUAAUUUGCAAACAGCCCAAGAGUGAACUAAAUCUUACAUCGAGUUGAUAGCCUCAUAUGUACACUCAAAAACUGGUAAUUCAUCUUCGAUCACAUUUAAGAGCCAUAGUGGCUCUUGAUCACCGUAGAUUAAUUAGUGGAAAAAAAAUCAGGCCAACUUUUUUGCGUUCGACAAGUUUACUUUGCAAAAUCUUGUCAACAAAUCUGGGUGCGUGUAAACCAACUGUUUUUAUCAUACCGGCAUUCAUAAACUGUUAAAAAAAUUUCCAAAAUCACCUAUACGGCCAUCCGGUUCUCACUUUUGCAGUGCGAGCUGUGGCGAGUGUUUGAAUGAACAUAAACAGAGUUACGCUCCAACAUUAUAAAGAAUUUAUUAUGUUUAUUUUUUAUUUAAUGGUUUAACGCGCGGCAUUUUGAGUACUCCUGCAAACGACGGAUGUUCACUGAACGACUGAAAGCAAUCGGCACAGCGAAUAAAAUUACAAGAGAGACUACUAACAAUCAAUAAAAGAAAUAUAAUUCGGUGAAACAUAUACAGAGACAACAAUUUUCAUUCAUGAAUACAAGUAUUAAAGUGUCCCUAAAAACCCUGAGUCUUCAAGCUUCAAGCUUAAGUUUAUGUUUUAAGCCGGCUUCCCGGUCGUUGCUUUUUUCAAAGACGAACUCGAGGCAAGAAAAUCGCUCAAAGCUUUCUUUUCCGGCCAGAAUUAUAACUAAAUAUUCUUUGGAACGUUUUCUUUCUAUUUGUGGUGAGAAACUGUCUAAAGGCUUUUUAAAGUUCUGUAAGCUUAUAUCAAACCUGAUACUCGGUCAGAUCAUUGUCACAAAUCUUACAAACGUGCAUAAACUAAAUGCCCGCAUAAACUCUGCCUGAAUUCAUUAAAUUAGAUACAAAAAAACAAACAUCAAAUACAAUAAUUUCUCUGGCUUACCAUUCGAGAUGCAGCUCCUGAAAGGUAUCAAGAAAAGCCAGUAUCGCUUCAGACUUUGCAAUCCUCUUACGCAUCAAGCAAGGUGAAAACCAAAACGAUGCCAUCCGAAAUCGGAUUUCCGACUUUGACAAGCGACGUAUUCCUCAACCAAAAACCCAAUAAACAAACUAGCCAUGAAUAACAAAAGACUCCUGAUAGCAGCUGAAUUUCAUUUUGCACAUCCAGUGGAAAAAGACAGUUAAAAACAUCACAAGUUGACACAAAACUCUGUCAGCUUCAGCUGUCAAAGUAAACAAGAUUCAAGAUGCUGCAUAAAUUUUCCGCAUGAACUCACCUGUCAAAUUUUGACCAAUCAGAGCAUAAAAAUUGGACGUAGAGCGUGACCAACCCGUGACCAUGGUGAGAAAAGUCAUAAGCAACUGUCUUCCCUGCCUGUAACAGCUGGCUGAAUUUUCGUGUCCAAGGUCAGUUUGCAAUCAAAAUUUUAAUUGUGUAGCACAUAAACACAACAUAUUUCAUAUGAAUUUAGAAAAAAAUUGAUCUUGAGCCUGCGAUCAAUUGAGAACUAGUAACUUGUCAGCGGAUAACUUCAAAAAAAUACUUGACCUCGAUGGGUCGACACCUGAGCCCGCGAUAUGGUCAAGUGACACUGGUCAGCGGGUACCCUGUUUUGACAGCUGUCAAUUGAUCAAAAGAUUGAUGUCCAAUAUGCGUGCAUUAUCAGUUUAACUAGUGAAAGUAUGAGAUUGAACAUUGUUCGCAAUCUAGUAAAACAAUUAACUGGUCAGCGGACAGCUUCCAAAUAAAUCACGUCACCUCGAUGAGUUGACAUAUGAGCCCGUGAUAUGGUCAUGGGAUACUGGUCAGUGGCUAUCCUGUUUUGACAGCUGUCAAUUGACCAUAUUGUGAAUGUCCUGUACUAAAAUCCUAUAUUAAAGAUGUGGACUUGCCAAGACACGCCUGAGACACCCCUCCCUUCCUUUUCAUAGUCUCCCCUACCCCACCCGUACAAUCUGUAGACGCGUACGUACGUACGCUCGGUCAAUCACGUGACAACCAAACGAAAAGAGGUUGACCAUAUUCCAUGGGUAUGGGGCUCUGUCCCACGCGCGCUUCGCGCGCGCGGCAGCCCCGCUAUUAAGUCUUAAGCUUUCAUACGCUGCAUUUUGCCCAGGAUGCGUUGGACCCAGUAGAAGUUAAAAUGUUUCCGGCUAAAGUUCACUGAAAAGUGAAGAAUUUUCUUGUAAAAAUGGCUUAUAGUAACGCUCAUAUCGUAAUGUAUAUAUUUUCGUUGGUAUACCGAUAUUCGCAUGCAUGAUUUUGAAAAAACAAAACCAAACCAUUCUCCGCUUUAAUAUGAGCGAGUGAGCGAAUAAUUUUGGAAACCUGUACCAAACGAAUCUAUCGAAAACGGCUACUUGCACUAUAAGAGCUAACCUUGUUUCGUUUCCUUUAAUUUUAUAAAAGAUGUUUUGGUCAAGCUGAAAAGCUCACCCGUUUCCUCAGCGGUCCGCAUAUUGUCAGCUGCGAAUUUGUCAAAAUUAUUCGGUAUAUAAAAAGCUACUGCCUUUUAUUCUAUCGUCAAAAGAAUUGAAACAUUGUCAACUUAAGCUAAGAAAGGUGUUACCAAAAUCGAUAGCAGUCUUGUUACCCAAGUUAGUUUUCUUUAAAUUACCAUUUGCAUAAAUAAGCUUAUUUUACCCAAAAUUUCAAUAUAUUAAUUUUAAUCUUUAAACCCAAGAAGCAGAUAAAGAGUGAGAAAAACUGGUCAGCUGCGUUGAGAUUCUCUGGAGUACUUAGUGGGAAAUAAAGUGUGAAAGGGACAAUCAGACUAGUUAUCGGUUUUAACACAAUGUUUACACACCACAAUGUUUAUGCAGCACAAGUUUCAGACUCAACCAGGGACUCAACAAUUGAUGCUGACAUCCUCGAAUAGUCAACUCUAUCUGCUGGAGAAACCAGUCCCUUUUCUGGAAACUCACCCACCAGAGAAACCAGCUGCCAGUCUUCAAUCGUGCCAGAUCCACUACCCAUGCCUGUAGCUCUACCUGAUACACAGCUGAAUUCCUCAAGCAGUUCUGCUGAAUCACUACCUGUAUCUUUGCCGUCAAAGACCUCAGCAAAGCUGCCUGAACAGCCCAAGAAAACUCCAAGAAAGAAAGUGACAAUGGACGAGAUCAAUGAACUGCACCUCGCUGUGCUUCAAAAAGAAAAAAUGAAACUUGACUUGGAAAUUGAA
Porites lobata is the source of this 3858-nucleotide messenger RNA. NCBI's taxonomy places the organism in Eukaryota, Metazoa, Cnidaria, Anthozoa, Scleractinia, Poritidae. The record is from the annotation of a GenBank genome assembly.